Messenger RNA from Pecten maximus, 6770 nucleotides. Its product is annotated as glutamate receptor 2-like. Gene Ontology annotation, biological process: synaptic transmission, glutamatergic; monoatomic ion transport; modulation of chemical synaptic transmission. Gene Ontology annotation, cellular component: dendritic spine; AMPA glutamate receptor complex; plasma membrane. The record is from RefSeq and is a predicted model, not a curated record. Gene Ontology annotation, molecular function: transmitter-gated monoatomic ion channel activity involved in regulation of postsynaptic membrane potential; AMPA glutamate receptor activity. NCBI's taxonomy places the organism in Eukaryota, Metazoa, Mollusca, Bivalvia, Pectinida, Pectinidae. The transcript has 12 exons. The coding region runs from base 326 to 2800 and encodes 824 amino acids.
CUUCACUCCUCUAUCAUCCAUCCGACUCUCGUCCCAGUCCAUCCAGCUUCAGCAACUGCGCGCGUGUACGACACUAAGGCCGUGCGAACAGCAGCUAGCUCUGUACGAUAGGCUUCAUCGCAACAUGGAGAGUUACGAGCCUGUUACGUACUACACUUUAGCUGACACUCUCAAGCCGAGGAUAUAAGCAAGUAGGAGUUCUAGCACCCCGGGACCCGGGCCAGAUGGGGGACCACACCAUCAUAAAGUGAUGUUCUGACAGAGACAUCAAUGACUCAGUUACUUUGUGCCUUGUGUUAUAAAAAAGUGUAAUAAUACAGAAAAUAUGGAUAACAAUAUAUUAACUAUUAGACGGGUAGGCUUAGUUAUAAGUAUACUAGCCUUCCAACUCUAUCUGGUAGUACCUGAAACAGAUAAACACAACUUCAUCCUAAACGCAGGGGUUGUACCAGCACGUGACGUAUUGCCCUCGUGGAUAGACAUCGUGAAUACCUCGCUUCUCCACCAAAACAUGUCCGUCCCCAUUGCUGUCCUAGACCUCACCAUAGCCGACCACAGGUCACAGUACGACAAAAUGCUCAAAGCUAUGUCUAAACUAACGAAAAACAGUGUCCACGUGGUGUUAGGCCCGUAUGACGAUGCGAUUGCCAUGGUAACAGAGAAACUAGGAAUCCCUUACCUUUCUACAACGGCGGUAACGAAAAGCAAACUCAAUACCACCUUUCAAAUUCUGCCACGUCUAUCAGAUUUCGGACAGUCAAUUCUUGACAUCGUCAAUUUCUACAAAUGGGAAAAGGUCAGCCUGUUCUACGAUGACGACAAAGGUGUGUCCAUUAUUGAAAAACUAUUGACCAAUCACGAUCUGGUAGUCAAGUCCUGGCGUGUGGAUCAAUUGCGUGGCACAGCGCAGAUAAGGGAACAUCUCGUGCACAUGCGCAGAGCCUUUGGACAGAAAAGCGUCCUUUUUUGCAGUAAAGAGAAUACCAGGAACAUAUUGGAACAGGCACGGAGUCUGGCUAUGCUGUCGACGCCAUACGAAUGGUUCUUUUACGAUCCCGGUGAUCAACUGAAUGAUGUGUUCAACGACUUCCCUGAGGUCACAGUGAACUUUACCAUGUUCGGUUUGGUGAACGAUUCUAUGGGCCCUAAUCUUGGACUGACCGAGGACCGUUUAAUCUGGUCUUUAGCCAUGGACGCGUCAUCUCUGGUCCGGUUCGCCGUUGAUAGUCUGACGAAUUAUUCCGUACCGGAAGUGAGAACAAGUCUAGUGGAUGCUAUCAAAGAGAUAAAAGUAUCAGGAUUGACCGGGAUAAUGCAGUUUGAUGAGAGAGGAAGCCGUAACAAUUUCUCCAUCUUCCUAUCGGAAUACAACGGGUUCGAAAAAUACGCAAUAGGAAAAUGGGUUUCUAAGCCAGACUUCUUCGAUUCGAGGAUUCAGUUCCGGGACAGGAUCAAGCGUGGAAACAAAACCAUGCCUUUUCCACUUCGCGGACGAAGGGCAAAAGUUGUCAUGAUUAUAGAGCAACCAUUCACCAUGAUGAAACGUGAUUACGCUCUUCGCCAUGGUAAUGACCGCUUCGAGGGGUUCGCCGUGGACUUGAUCAAAGAGGUGGCGGAAAUGCUGCAAUUCGACUACGAAAUUUAUCUGGUUCACGAUGGCAAGUUCGGCUCUAAAGUUGAGGAUGGCAGCGAGGAAUGGAACGGGAUGAUUGGUGAACUUCUAGCGGGGAAUGCAACGAUGUCUGUGGCCCCGAUAAGUAUCAACUCGCAACGAGAGGAGGCAGUCGACUUUACUAAACCGUUUAUGACUCGUUAUAUAAGUGUCCUUAUGAAAUUACCAAAAUCUGAGAGGUCCUAUUUCGAAUUUCUGAACCCACUGCAUCACAUUGUGUGGUUUUGUACGUGUGGCGCCUUCGUGGUAGUCAGUAUAAUUCUGUAUAUGCUGGAAAAGAUAGGGACAUCUCACAAUAAGGAUUAUCCGGCUAUAUCUUUCCGGGAGAGUUUGUGGUUUGUGUUCGGGUCACUUCUUCAGGGCAGUACUGACGCCUCACCGUCCACUCUCCCCGGACGUAUACUGACCAGUGCAUGGUGGUUUUUUGCCCUCAUCCUUAUUUCAUCAUACACAGCUAACCUGGCUGCAUUCUUAACGGUCAAGAAGAUCAACGCCCCUAUCAAAUCAGUCACCGAUCUGGCAUCACAAACGAAAAUACAAUACGGCACUGUUAGAAGUAGUGGAAUAAUGCAUUUUUUUAAGCAGACGACAAUUGAGCAUUUCUCUAAGAUGUGGGCCCAGAUGUCUGAAGUCCGAGAACAGGAUUCGAUGGUUGAUACAACAGCGGAAGGAUUUGAAAAGGUCAAAAAGGGAAAUUACGCAUUCUUUUGGGAUACAACGGUCAAUAAAUAUAUGACCAUUAUGGACUGUGAAUUUAUGGAAAUUGGUCCACAUUUUGAUCCCAAGGGUUUUGGAAUCGGAGUCCCGCCUGGCGCCACAUACCGAGAGGAAUUAUCGAUGGCUAUUCUCCGAAUGAGUGACACUGGACUCCUACACGAGUUGGAAAAUAAAUGGUGGGGCAGACGAAAUUGUCCGGACUUUACCAAGCCUUCUGCGGACGAGACUUCAGAGCUACAAAUAGAGAACGUAGCCGGCGUAUUCUUUAUUUUAGUCGGCGGAAUCGUGUUCGCAGCAAUCGUUUGUGGAUUUGAGCAUUUCACGAAAAUGCUGCAUAACGCAGCAAAAAAGCAGAAAACGCCCCAGGCCGAAAAGGAACGUGAGAGCUUUUUACUGCCAACAAGGACGUAAAUAACCUUUCCUAUAAUGUCAUAUCCGUUCGGAUGCUUCCGGGUAACAGCCUCGGCAAUUGCUGAUAUACUGAACCUUGUUUCAAGCCAUCAAAUAGAGAUUCAACAACGAGGGAACAAAUUAAUUUCUGAAAUCUAAAUAGAAAAAGGCAUCAAAUUAGAAGAUAUAGGCAUAUGAACUGGUGGAAAGAGACAAUCUGGCGUUUAGUUGAUGCAUCAUUGAAAAUUAAGUAAGACGCGGAAUCUUAUUUAUUACAUUAAACUUUUAAGUGAUCGCAUGGUAGUUGAAUUUGUAAAAGUACCAUAUAUAUAUGAAAUGACGGUUGCUUAAACAUCAGCAUGCAUCCAGUAUGACAGGCUAUUCAUGUGUGUACUGAAUACUUUCUCGGAAAGAGUGUUUGUACGAAAGACAGUGUAUCACAGUUUCCAUAUUAUAUCACUUUAUGAAAUUGAGAGAGAACGAAUUCAAAUAUGGCUGUGACGUCAUGUUUGUAAUUAUGAAAAGUGUCAGUAGGAAUGAAAAUAUUUUAAGAAAUCAUUACUUCGUGGUGCGUACAAAAUACUUCUUCUAUGAGGUAUAAAGCAGCCUGUGACAAAAUGACGUUAUACAAUGUGAUAGGAACACGUGUUUGUGUGAAAGAACAAAGUAUACUAGGUCAGGAUUACGUCAUAAUGAAUGUUAUAACAUGAGUUAAUGGAUAAAAUAUGUCUGUAUAAGCAACUGGUGAAAACAGUGGAAGUAGAGUGGUAUUUACAGUCCAUGUAUUUUUAAUCCACUUGGGGACCCAAACAUGUUUAAUGUUGAAUUUGAUUGUGAGAAAUUGUUAAGAGGAGCCGAUAGAGCAUUCCGUUCAUUAUGAAGUACAUCAAAAUGACACCAAUAUAGGUAUUUAGUGACAGAAGUAACCAUUACACACUAACACACAGAUGAUCUAAUUUAAGACCAUGAAUUCCAACCCAUCAGAAAAAAUAAUAGACCGGGUGCUGAUACCCGUAAGGAGACUAAUGCAAUAGAUAUGUUUGUUUGAUUAAACAUAUGCAUAACAAAACGUUCUUUGUAUAUAACUGCUGAAAAUGAAAAUUUGUAUAUAGCUGUUGAAUAUAUAUUUCUAGAACGCGACAAAUAAGAUGAACAGUACUAUGACUAGGGAAACUAUUGAUAAAAUUGACAUGCGUUAUAGAUUUAUUAAGGUUUGCCUUCAGCAGAACUUUAAACUGCUUCACGAAGUUCUUUUACUUCUUAGUUUCAUUAAAUAGUCUCAAAAUAAGACAAUGUACCGUUAAGGUAUGACUGUUUCUAUUUAGUAUUUAUAUUUAGUUAUAACACUCUUUGCUACUCACAAUGAAUUGAACUAAUCAAAUCAGAAAUGAAUUCCCUGAGCUUAUUUGCUUACACCCGACCCUACUCAGAUUGACAAAGUAGGUUCUUCAUAACAAAGCAAAAAAUAUAAAUAAUUGUUGAAAUCGAGUUUUGUAAAUACAGAAAUAGGAUAUGCAACGUAAGUAAACAUACGUAAGUUGCUAUUUCCGUUGAAUAAAUUAAAUAUUCUACCAUUUGACAUUAGAAACAAUAUAAAUAAUUCCGUUUACCAGAAUGUGAAAUGCAAUGUCAGUUUUGCUACAGUGGGCAGGUAGUGAUAGGACUAGUAAAAAGGGUGUUAUUUCAUGAACAUAUUCAUGUCGCGCAACUUAUUCGCAUAGAGAUUUAACUCUGAAAUCACUGUGAACAUUGUGAGUAUUUGUUAAGCUGUAUCUAUCGUACUGCUGAUCACUGAAUUAUAACAAAGCGGGAAUCACAUGCUGCAUUCACUAGAGCAUCUUAUACAUUAUAGCUCUACUAUAUAACUAAUGCAUGUUUUUCUCGUAUACCAUUUUCGAUAUGUAACAUAACAUAGUAAGGUAUUUACGUAUCAAGUUUUAGGAGAAAACACAUAAUUUAGACAUGAUCGUUAAUAAUUUGAAAUUGUUUUGUUUGAUUAAUUCCUCGGGUGAUUUAACUCGAAAAUAUGUCUCGAGAUUUAACUACAUACCUGUAUGACACAAACAUCACCUGAUGAUUGCGUUCCUUUCCUAUUGUGACAACAUGUCAGUGCCUUAUGGUGAGGGUAUCUAUACAAGACGCCAUUUCGCGCGUUUCUUUUCAAGUGUAUCAACGGUUCAUCUGCAUGCUAAUGUCUGUCUGUAGCUUACCAGUACACGUCUGUGACGAUAGCCUGCUAAGUCGGUCCAGUAGGUUCCGUGUAGUCAGACCCGAGAUUCACGAUUAUUUAAUAACUUAAGGAUAUUCCUCAACUUGAAGGAUUGAAAGCUUUACAAAUAACUACAUUAACUACAUUUCCUUAAAUACUACAGUAAUUCAUUUGUAACAUUUUAAGUUAAGGAUUUCCUUAAGUUAAAGAUGUUCAUGAACCUGUGGCCAGAUAGUCCUAAAAUAUGUUCCUAUAUCUUGAGUAUUUGUAGUAGUACCCCUUAAAUACUAGUAGACUUCGGUGCUGUUUACCCUUUGUCCAACUUGGUUUUGUGGAAAUGAAAAGUACAAGAACUAUUACAUAUAUAUUUUUAUGACAUUUUCUAUUGCUAUAACCAGUUAAGUUUGCAAGUGUCACCAAUUACCGGCCCUUGUUUCUGAUGGUUGUCACGGACUCAAAAUUUUCUGUACUCUUACUAGAUCAGUACGGUCUAUGGCUGCUCGAGUCGAGAACAUUUCCACCGUAGAGUUAAUUGUAUAUUGGCUAUGCAGAAAUUAUCAUAAAGUUAUUUAAAAUAUUGGUGUAUUAUGUAGUAAAACAUGAGGCUUUAGUGAGUGUUUUGAUCAUCAUUUAAAAAAAUUAUACAAGCUGUCAAUUAAAGGAAAAAAAAGUGCGAAAAUAUUAUGAUUUGAAUUCUCAAAUGAAUUAUUCACCGAGAUUAAUACCGGCAUAUUGUGGAAUAUAAAAUCAACUUUGAUAGCAUGAGGAUUAAUGUUUUAUGUUCAAAAAGUUUAAUGUUCAAAUGUUUAAACGGGAUUCGUCACGAAAUUUCAAAGAUUUGUAAUACGAAAUUGGAUUGCGUUAAUUUAUUGACAAUUUCCAGAACACAUAUGAUGAAAAUGCAUCACAGACAUCAUGAAGUUAUAGCAGCUAAGUAAGAAUAAAUGUUAGCUGUUUUCUUGGAUCAUUUUCAGGAUAUAAAGUCAUCCUUGUUGUAGUAUAAGGUGUUGUGUGUUAUAGUGUUAGUUACCCUGUUUUAAGGCGUUAUAAUAUAUGUAUAUUUAUAUGAAAUACUGUUUCCAUUGUUACGAGUAGCCCAUUCUGACCUAUCUAUAUGUAAAUAUAUCAUGUACUGUUUUUCAUAUAAAGUUUAUUUGGUUCGUAAUAUAUUUAGAAAUUAAGUUUUAUAAUGUGUACAUGUUAAUGACUGUUAAGGAUUAAAUGCAAAUGUUGUUCUUGUGGUGAAAGAUUGAGAGUGAGCAUCUUUUUUAUAAUUAGGUAUUCAUUUUAUAAGAUCUUAAUAUCAUGAGUAUACUAUCAAACUAAUGUAUAUAUGUCGUCAAGUUUCUACAAAUUUAGUUCAAUCGCAUUCAUUGUUUGUGAUUCAUCAUGCAGUAUCAAAAUACGGUACCAAAGACUUUCCUAAAAUUCAAGAGGAUAACCAAUUUUAAUAUCAAACUUAAUGAGUUUGGGUUGUGAUAAAUACAAACACGUCUUUGUGAUAGAAUGUCACCGAUGUAGACUCGGAGUGGAAUUGACCUACUUCAGAAUUUCCUGUUUUCUUUUUCAUAGAAUUGUAUACCAAUCAUGUCUUUCAACAUUUCCAUGGAACACUUGCAUAUAGCAUCAAGUCUUGCCCAUAUGGCAGCUCAUUUCAACGUCGGACUUUCGGAUUUAUGUUUCCUCGUCACCUCUGCACUUUCACCCAUAAACAUAUGCCAAUGUUGAACUGUUGUGAUCAGUUUCUUCAAAAAUAAAGAUGUAUCUGAAAAAAAACAUCAA